AUGCAGCUUCACCCGGCGAUCUGCGAAUCUGGGUAUUCAGAUGAGCUUCCUCUAGGGUGGGAAAAUGCCUGUGUGAGGACUCUUGAUCGGGUAGACUGGAAUCCAGAGCCGCCCUCAUUCAACUGGUCUCAGCCGCUCGUUCACAUUUCGUGUCGGCUUACACAAGGUUCCCUCUCGCUGUCUGAUUUCCGGGUUUGGAGUAAUGCCAGCGACGGACGGCCCAUCGCCCUGGACAUUCUCUGUGUGAACCAAAUGAACAGUUCCAUUAGCUUCCCCUGGCCGUUUAAGGCACCUCAUCUGGUAUCGUUGGAAAUUGUUAACUGCAGAACUGUGGACAUAUUUUCUGAAUAUCUCUCCGAUUCUAUCGACACGCCUCAAAAUAUCCGCAUUCUUGUCAUGAAGGAUACUGUGAAGACUCUGUCCACGUCGAAUAUUCAAGAUUUUGUGUCAAAUGUCACGAAGAUUUCUCGUGAUGUCCAUUGUUUAUCAGUUGUUCUGGAGAAAUACGUGUACACUAACGUCACCACAAAUUACGUUAUAGAGCCUGAGCACAUGGCGAUUGUGGUUGAACUGUUAAACAACUGGCAGAUACAGAUGCAAAGAAUAACACACAGGUGUGACUUUAAAUAUCUUCAGCUAAUGGAUGAAAGCAUUGGGAAAGGACUAGACGAUCGGCACUUCUUUCAACUUCACGCCAAAGCCACAUUCCCGGAACUCCGAGUGUACAAUUUGUCCCAUUUAGGGUACACGGAAGUUCCCACUGAGUUCAGACAUUGGCGCCUUGAUUUCCCAAAACUCGAGCGCCUAGACUUUUCAUGGAACAAUAUCUCAAGUUUCGAUUUUACUGAUAACAUGAUAUCCGGAAGAAAUAUAUGUGAUAUAGAUUUGAGAUAUAAUAACAUAUCAGAACUUCCCGCAGAAAGCGUCCAAAUCCUUGUCCAUGUCAAAUCAGCUGUUAUGAACUUGAGGAACAACCCUCUGUCCUGUGACUGUUUUACCAACGAGCAUCUGUUCAGGUUACUGAGGGACAAUCCACGGCUGACAGGGGUGGGGCUGGGGAAUUACGAGUACAUCAGGAACAUAACCUGUGCCUCCCCGGAACGUUUGGUCGGUGUGCCGUUCGGACAGCUGAAAGAAGAGGAUAUAUUCUGCGAGGAACCUUUACCUGUAACUUUCAUUGUGGUCGUUUCCUCUCUAGGCUUUCUUGUGAUACUCUUGGCAGUUAUUGCCUUUGUGGUUAUCCGAUAUCGCCAGGAAAUGACCAUUUUACUCUACACUCGCUGUGGCAUUUUGUUCCGUAAACUUGUAAGAGAGAAGAAGACAUUCGAUGCUUUCAUCUCGUACAGCAGUUUGGACAAUGGCUGGGUGAUAAACACAUUAGUAAAGCGAUUGGAAAGCAAAGAGAAAGGUCCCGCCUUCAAGCUUUGUGUUCACCAUCGGGAUUUUGAGGUGGGGGCCGCCAUUGCUGACAACGUCGUCAAAUCUGUGGAGUCCAGUCGUCACACGGUUCUCGUGUUAUCACGAAAUUUCACGAAAAGCGAGUGGUGCAUUUACGAGUUUCGAACGGCUAUGCAUCAAAGUUUGAUAGAAAAGCGCCGUCACAUGGUGAUCAUUUUGCUGGAAGAUGUCCCCAAAGAGAACUUGGAAUCGGACUUGAGGAAAUGCUUGGAGACUUACACUUACAUAACAGUCGGGGACCGUCUCUUCUGGGAUAAAAUCAUCUAUAGUUUAUCGUGUGGAGCGGCUAAACUCCAAAGCAAAUCCUCAAGCAAAUCCUAA
Messenger RNA from Liolophura sinensis, 1779 nucleotides. Its product is annotated as toll-like receptor 4. Bases 1 to 1779 code for a protein of 592 amino acids. The record is from RefSeq and is a predicted model, not a curated record. Gene Ontology annotation, molecular function: signaling receptor activity. Gene Ontology annotation, cellular component: plasma membrane. NCBI's taxonomy places the organism in Eukaryota, Metazoa, Mollusca, Polyplacophora, Chitonida, Chitonidae. Gene Ontology annotation, biological process: signal transduction. The transcript has a single exon.